UGUGUGGAGUUUGAAGAGAAGGAUGAUUGGGAGCACACACUUUUUUAACCCAGUUGUGAUGCUCAUGGACAACUUUUUCAUGAAGAACACAUGAAAACACACUUUGGCUGGUCCUGAAUCGUAAAUGACUCUCCACAGCUUUCUGGUCAUCUACUCACGACUCCCCAACCUCCAUCCAGCUCGGCCCACCCUGUCUGUUAUCUCUGCAGACAUUAAAGGACACCUGUCUUCAUCUCAAAUACAGACCUCUGCAAGAACUCUUUUCCCUUUUGUAACAUUCACUACCAAGUCCAAGGAUCCAUUCUUCUCUUCUAUGUAUCUAACUCUGUGAGAUUUCAGUGCCCCGCUCGAUUUGAUUCCCUUAGCCAUCCCUAGUAGUUCCCAUUACUCUGAGCUCUCGGCAGCACCCACCCUCUCUUGCUCCUUACUGGUUGACUCCUUGGGUCCUGAGCCAGGAUGAAUGACGUCCAGGAUGCUACCUCUCCAGGGGCCGCUCUAGGUGGCCCUGUCGCCUGCGUCUCCAAAGUGGAGCUGCGCGUCGCCUGCAAGGCCCUGCUGGACCGAGACACCCUGAACAAGUCUGACCCAUGUGUCAUACUCAUGGUGCAGAACCAGGGACAGUGGACAGAGCUUGACAGGACAGAGGUGAUCAAGAGCAACCUGCACCCGGUCUUUGCCAAGGUCUUCACCCUGGACUACUACUUUGAGGAAGUGCAGAAGCUGCGGUUCGAGGUCUACGACAUCCAUGGCACCCACAGUAUUGGCGCCCGCGACGACGACUUCCUGGGUGGGGUGGAGUGUACGCUCGGCCAGAUUGUAGCCCAGAAGAAGAUGGUGAAGCCUUUAUUCCUAAAGUAUGCGAAGUACGCUGGGAAAUCCGCCAUCACGGUACACGCUGAAGAAAUUUCUGGCAACAAUGGAUAUGUUGAACUGUUCUUCUGUGCCAAGAAACUGGAUGAUAAGGAUCUCUUCAGUAAGUCAGACCCCUUUUUGGAAAUAUAUCGAAUCAACGAUGAUGGGACGGAACAGCUCGUUCACAGAACUGAGGUAAUCAAAAACAACCUGAACCCCGUGUGGGAGCCCUUUAAAGUGUCUCUCAUCUCUCUGUGUAGCUGUGAUGAGGACAGGAAGCUCAAGUGCCUAGUCUGGGAUUCUGACUCCAGGGGAAAACACGACUUCAUCGGAGAGUUUUAUGCCACCUUCAGAGAAAUGCAGAAAAUUGGCGGUGGAAGCAAGGUCACAUGGGAUUGCAUGAAUCCAAAGUACAAACUAAAGAAAAAGAACUACAAGAACUCUGGGGUGGUCAUCCUCAGUGAUCUCAAGCUUCACAGAGUGUAUUCCUUCCUGGACUACAUCAUGGGAGGAUGCCAAAUCCACUUUACAGUGGCCAUUGACUUCACAGCCUCCAACGGAGACCCACGGAACAGCUGCUCCCUGCACUACAUCAACCCGUACCAGCCCAACGAGUAUCUGAAGGCUUUGAUAGCAGUGGGGGAGAUCUGUCAGGAUUAUGACAGUGACAAAAGAUUUUCCGCCUUGGGAUUUGGUGCCAGAAUUCCACCCAAUUAUGAGGUGUCCCAUGACUUUGCCAUCAAUUUCAACCCAGAGGACGAUGAAUGUGAAGAGAUUCAGGGGGUGGUGGAGGCCUACCAGAACUGCCUGCCUAAGAUCCAGCUGUAUGGCCCCACCAACGUCUCUCCCAUCAUCAGCAGGAUAGCCAAGCUGUCAGCAGGAGAGGAGACCAUCAAAGAUGCCUCACGUUACCACAUCCUGCUGAUCCUCACGGACGGCGUGGUGACAGACAUGGCAGACACACGCGAGGCCAUCGUGCGCGCCUCCUACCAGCCCCUGUCCAUCAUCAUCGUUGGCGUGGGCAAUGCAGACUUCACAGACAUGCAGAUCCUGGACGGGGAUGACGGGGUGCUGCGCUCACCCAAAGGAGAGCCCGUCCUCAGGGACAUUGUGCAGUUUGUGCCCUUCAGAGACUUCAAAACGGCCUCGCCUGCUGCCUUGGCCAAAUGUGUCCUUGCGGAGGUGCCCAACCAGGUGGUGGAGUACUACAGUCACAAGGCCAUCUGCCCCAUGCCGCCCGUCCCAUCAUGUGACUCUCCCACCUCCCUUGCCAACACCCCUACAGAAUCACUGCCAGCAGUGGGGACCACGGCCUGACCACAUCUCAGUCCAGAGAGAGAGAGGGUGCAGAUCGCUGCUCUGGACCAAGAACCACCGUCAUUAAUAUUAGUGUUGUUAUCAUUCCUUUUUCAUUCGUACAGUGUUCACACACAGACUGGAACAGAAACCUUUGGAUUGUUUUCUCUCUCCGUUCGGAUCAUGUCCCUCUGCCUGGCUGUGCAUCCAUCUGCCUGUUCAGCAUGAUGCUGGAGGAUGCAUGCAGGUGAAUCCCUCCCAAAGUUGAUCAACUAUGGUCACAGGCUCUCUGUCCCCUUCUGCCCUGAUACUGGCAUCUUGGCCCUCAGCUGAUUUUUUUAUGACUUUCAAGGCUCUCCAAGGUUUCAGUCUGCUUCUCUUCUGUGUCCAUUUUGCUCUGCUGUGUCUCUCUGUCUUACUGCCCAUCACUGGUAUUGUCUGAAGAGCCUGUCAACUGAAGGAUUGGGGGAGGGGAAAUCUAAACAUAUCAAACCACAUGAGUCUUUCAAUUAUGAGGAAAGAGAUUUAGGUAACACUUUAUUUUACUUUUCCUAAAUGAUGCCUGCACAGAAAAGGUAGUCAUAUACAGUAUGGGUCAAAAGUUUGGACACACCUGCUCAUUCAAGGGUUUUUCUUUAUUUUUAUUAUUUUCUACAUUGUAGAAUAAUAGCGAAGACAUCAAAACUAUGAAAUAACACAUGGAAUCAUGAAAUAACCAAAAAAGUGUUAAACAAAUCAAAUCAAAAUAUAUUUAAUAUGUUAUAUUGUUCAAAGUAGCCACCCUUUGCCUUGAUGAUAGCUUAGCACACUCUUGGCAUUAUCUCAACCAGCUUCAUGAGGUAGUCACCUGGAAUGCAUUUCAAUUAACAGGUGUGCCUUGUUAAUUUGUGGAAUUUCUUUCCUUCUUAAUGCGUUUGAGUCAAUAAGUUGUGUUGUGACAAGGUAGGGGGGUAUACAGAAGAUAGUCCUAUUUGGUAAAAGACCAAGUGCAUAUUAUUACAAGAACAACUCAAAUAAUCAAAUAGAAAUGACAUUCCAUCAUUACUUUAAGACAUGAAGGUCAGUCAAUCUGGUAAAAUUGCAGUCGCAAAAACCAUCAAGAGUUAACUGCACUUCAGAUUGUAGCCCAAAUAAAUGCUUCACUGAGUUCAAGUAACAGACAUCUCAAAAACCACUGUUCAGAGGAGACGGUGUAAAUCAGGCCUUCAUGGUCGAAUUGCUGUAAAGAAACCACUACAACAGGACACCAAUAAGAAGAAGAGACUUGCUUGGGCCAAGAAACACUAGCUAUGGACAUCAGAAUCUGGCAUUUGAGAUUUUUGGUUCCAACCGCUCUGUAUUUGUGAGAAGCAGAGUAGGUGAACCGAUGAUCUCUGCAUGUGUGGUUCCCACCAUGAAGCAUGGAGGAGGAGGUGUGGGGGUGCUUUGCUGUUGACACUGGCAGUGUGGCGACCACGGCAUGGCGACCACAGCAUUCUGCAGCGAUACGCCAUCCUAUCUGUGUUGCGCUUAGGGGGACUAUCAUUUGUUUUUCAACAGGAGAAUGACCCAAAACACACCUCCAGGUUGUGUAAGGGCUAUUUGACAAAGGAGAGUGAUGGAGUGCUGCAUCAGAUGACCUGGCAUCCACAAUCACCCGACCUCAACCUAAUUGAGAUGGUUUGGGAUGAGUUGGACUGCAGAGUCAAGGCAAAAGCAGCCAACAAGUGCUCAGCAUGUGUGGAAACUCCUUCAAAAUCAUUCCUCAUGACAGCAAAGCUGUCAUCAAGGCAAAGGGUGGCUACUUUGAAACAUCUCAAAUCUAUUUUGAUUUGUUUAAUACUUUUUGGGUUACUACAUGAUUCCAUAUGUGUUAUUUCAUAGUUUUGAUGAAACACACUUGAAUGAGUAGGUGUGUCCAAAGUUUUGACGGGUAUUGUACAAGCCAACUUGACAUUUUGUAACAUGACUCACACUAAUAUUACUUUACAGUACAACGUUUUAAAGCUUAGUGAUUUAUUACAGAUUAAGCAAUGUGACGUACAUACAUGUUAUGUCAAUCUCAGGUUUAUAGUGCCCUUAUGCAGGCAUGAUGGCAGAGCAUUCAAAUGAAAUGUUACAGAAGUGUAUACAUGAUAAAUAAGUCAACAAAUACAAACAAAUAUAUGUACAGUGUAAAUGAAUGAUAAAGUUCGACAUCAAGAUAAAUCAGAUCUUUAUCAACUGUUAUGCCCAUUACCUCCAUAUGAAGCAUACCUUUGGGAUUUAUCUUUAUCUCAACCUGACCUAUCUGGAGCCUUAGCCAGUUACUUUUCUUAACUGAAUUAACGAGGAACAUUUUAAAUGGGGCUCUUCGUGGUGUUUGUGUCACGAUAUUGUAGGUCUUUCAAAACCGAAAUCUUAUUCCAAUGCGAUAACCCUGCAUUACAUCACUCAUGUGAAAGACCUCACUGCACUGUCUAGUAAAGCAUCUAAAUACGGUGGAAUGUAUAUGAUUUCUAUUGUUUGACGAGUGCAAAUGUCACAGGAGUACACUGACAUUAAUGAGAGAAGACCAGAGAGUGGGAUCAUGGCCUUGUCUUCACAUUGACUUGUUUGGAUGAGAUGCUGCUGGACUUAUGGUAAGCAGCUUUACAUGCACAUCCCUCCAUGAUGAAUAUGUCCCGUAACCAUUAUUUUCCCCUCUAGGAACUAUUUUGUUCUCUCUGUUGACACGUUGACUUGUUGAUUGUAUAACUCAUGGGUAUGAAGUCUUGCACGUAGUUCCAUAAACUUCUUCUGCUAAAAAUUCUACUAACGUAGUUUAGGUGCAUCAGGUAUCUACGUCAGAUAUGAUGCAAACAGAGGUAAACUGAAUCACUGAAAUCGUAUUAUUUUGUCUGCCCAUAUUUUUACAUACACUAAGAAUAACACCUAAAAACAGGUUGCAUUCAGUAUAAAGAUUGCAAAUGUUUGCUCAUAAUGGAUAAAUACGAGGAAGAUUACAUCACAGUUGUCUGGGAUAUUGUAAAACUGGCUCUAAUCUGUGUCAAUACCUUUCUCUGGACAGUGACAACCACAUGUAGGCUGGAAUUCAGUUGAACCCGCCAUAGAUGGUCAAUUAGCAUAAUAUGGGUUUUUAGAAUUUGAUGCCAGUCCGUGCCAUUGCCUCUGUCUCCUUUGUUGAUGCGACUUUGUAAUUAUCAAGUUCACUUUGGCUUCUCCCUCAAUGCUUGCAUCUCUCCCAGGUGGCCCAUGUGCUCUUAUGUACAUAACUGUGGCUAAACUCCCCCGGUACAGUGCUCCUGUGUGCUGUGGUCUGAGCUCCUCUGAAGAACAGUGAGUGUGUAUCUGUCACUAAGGACCACAAGCUUCGGCCUAUUGAUUCAGGACUCCCAGAUCUGGAGUCCUACUUGAUCAGCUGAAUGUAAAUAACCCUGGAUGGACUUUCAUCUCCACACUGGGGCUCUGCAGUGGGACGUGUAGGAUGGGGAAAUGGAUGUAGAACAUUUGCCAAUGUUCUGUUGGACUGAGUUCUGACAUCAAUGGUAAUAUAUUGAAGUACUUUAUAUUUAUUAAAUUAAUGUUUUGUUUGUUUUUGUUUGGAUAUCUACUAUGUGUUUGUUUGAAUAUGAUGACACCAUUUCUCAAGAUGGCAUAAUGCCAUGGAUUUAUUCAUCACAUGAAUGGAUAUCUCAUUUUUAAGAUUACUGUUGUGCAAUGGCAGGAAACCUUAUCUAUCAGAUCUAUAUUGAGAAAUGUAUGAAUCAUUGGCAAGAUGAUGGGGUACACUGUUCCAGCCCCUUGGUCCAUAUCUUUAUUGCACAAGCUAAAACAGUGUGCAUUUUCAUAAAAUUGGCUUGUGUGCAGCCCAACAUAUGCUCACACUAAGACCAUACAUACAUUACACACUCCGAGCAACAGCAAGUGAUAUCAUGCUGAUAUGAAUCAGUAUUCCUGUUCCUGAGGGGGAACGGGAUUUGAACACCAUAUGCUCAAGUCACAAGUAUCAGCACCUUCCUGUUGUUUCUGUGCUGUGCUGUACUGUUGUUCCCACCCUGGACAACAUGGCCCUGGACAACAUGGCCCUGGACAACAUGGCCCAUGAUUUAAUGUUGCCCUCAGGCACAAGCCAAAGCACUCUCCAUCAACUCAAAUCAUCCUUUGCUUAGUUCAUUUUCAGAAUGAACCCUUUAGACCAAAUGCACAGUCAGUUGCAGGUAUUGCUAACCCUGAUGCAUACUGUAUCUAGCGGUAUUGAUUUCAAUGGUGGAUGUCUCCUUUAAAGUAAUUAUGCAGGGAGAAUGACUGGUUUUAAAUGAGCACUGCGAAGAGUGCAUAAUCUGAGGUAUUUAUUUUACAUUCACCACUGACAAACAUGGGCUCUGAACACUACGGUACAAUGGGUGGAAGGUAAUACAGGCUAGUCUAUUGCCCUGCUGUGUAUUCCCUAAACCACUGGAUGAUUUUGAGGUCAUAGAUAUAUUUUAUUUCUAAAAAGAGAAUUCAUUGCAUGCUUACUUCUGUUGUUAAGAUGUGUUGUACAUUCCUUUGGAGUACGUUAUGCUGAUAGGCAAGCCUGCAUUUGCACAAACCUCUGUUCAUGUUGUGGAUGCUCUCUUUAUCUUGCAUUUAGGCCAAUAAAUCCAGUCAACUGCAUGACAGUGUCUGUGAUGUCUCAUCCUUGUGAAAAAAAAGUGGAAAUAUUCGCCCCUAUUCUUCUUCCAUGUUUUUGAAAUGGAAAAACUAAAUAAAGCUUUAGUAUUUAUUGCCA
Molecule: messenger RNA, 6880 nt
Organism: Oncorhynchus nerka (sockeye salmon)
Lineage: Eukaryota; Metazoa; Chordata; Actinopteri; Salmoniformes; Salmonidae
Product: copine-7-like
Exons: 15
Coding region: 457-2169 (570 amino acids)
Biological process (GO): cellular response to calcium ion
Cellular component (GO): plasma membrane
Molecular function (GO): calcium-dependent phospholipid binding
Source: RefSeq, a predicted model, not a curated record